AUGGGGGUCCUGGAAGCAGUCUCUGCCGACAUGGGGGUCCUAGAAGCAGUCUCUGCCGACAUGGGGGUCCUGGAGGCCGCUUUGGCCGACAUGGGGGUCCUGGAGGCCGCUUUGGCCGACAUGGAGGGCCGUGGGUCAGCUGCAGCAGACAUGGAGGGCCGUGGGUCAGCUGCAGCAGACAUGGAGGGCCGUGGAGCUGCUGAAGCCGACAUGGCCAUCCUGGUCUACAGGGUGUUUCGUAAUGAAACAAAGAGGAAUGUGAAGCUACUUCAUGGCAUCAUUCACCUCCUGGCCCUCAUCAUCAGCAUCGUGGGGGUUGUAGCUGUGUUUGACUUCCACAAAGCAGCCAACAUCCCAGAUAUGUACUCUCUGCACAGCUGGUGCGGCAUGGCUACCCUUGUUCUGUUCUGCGUACAGUGGGUGAUGGGUUUGCUGUUCUUCCUGUUUCCUGGCAUGUCGUCACGGUUACGGUCCAUGUACCUCCCGAUCCACAUGUUCUGUGGUUUGACCCUGCUGCUCAUGGCCAUUGGAACCAGCCUGCUGGGCAUCACAGAAAAGCUCCUCUUCAGCAUCACAUCCACCUACUCCCUGUUCGCCCCUGAGGGCAUGCUGGCCAACGUCUUGGGGAUCCUGUUGGUGCUCUAUGGGGGGGUGCUUUGUUACCUGAUGACCAGGGAAGAAUACAGACGCCCACCAAACCCAGAGGAGGAGACGUUGUCUGUCCAUUUCAAAACCCUGACUGAGGGGGGGUCACCAGGUUUCCCCUGAACCCAUCUUGAUCCAGUUUCCUGCAGAUCCAGCAGUCUGAUUCUGGCUCGUAGAAAUAUUUUCUGAGAAUGUUUGUCUGUAAGUGUUUGGUUUUGUGAGCAUGGAGCUGUAUAAUUAAAAAAUAAUCCUUAAAGAAUGUCACCCGCCGCCAUGCCAGAGGUUCACACUGAAACCGUUUGAUG
Molecule: messenger RNA, 950 nt
Organism: Nematolebias whitei (Rio pearlfish)
Lineage: Eukaryota; Metazoa; Chordata; Actinopteri; Cyprinodontiformes; Rivulidae
Gene: cyb561
Product: cytochrome b561
Exons: 5
Coding region: 1-768 (255 amino acids)
Cellular component (GO): lysosomal membrane
Molecular function (GO): oxidoreductase activity
Source: RefSeq, a predicted model, not a curated record